Messenger RNA from Lathyrus oleraceus (garden pea), 1035 nucleotides. Its product is annotated as flavonol synthase/flavanone 3-hydroxylase. Bases 1 to 1035 code for a protein of 344 amino acids. The record is from RefSeq and is a predicted model, not a curated record. The transcript has 3 exons. Lineage: Eukaryota; Viridiplantae; Streptophyta; Magnoliopsida; Fabales; Fabaceae.
AUGGGAAACAUUGAUCCCGCUUACAUGCAAUCCACAGAACACCGUCCCAAAUCAUCUGCAUUUGUACAAGUCGAUGAAAUUCCAACCAUUGACCUCUCAGAAAGUAUAGAACAAAAGCUGGUCUCAAACAUUGGCAAAGCAUGUGAGGAGUGGGGAUUCUUUCAAGUAAUCAAUCAUGGAGUUCCCUCUGAUAUUAUCCUAAAGGCUGAGAAUGAGACCAAGAAAUUUUUCGAGCUAAGUAUGGAGGAAAAGAAGAAAGUGAAAAGAGAUGAAGUUAAUGCAACAGGUUAUCAUGAUGUUGAGCACACUAAGAACAUAAGGGAUUGGAAAGAGAUUUUUGAUUAUCAUGUUGAAAAUGCAACACAAGUCCCUUCUUCUGAUGAUCCACAUGAUUUAGAGCUAUGGACUCUCAAAAAUCAGUGGCCAAAAUCCCUUCCAAAUUUCAGGGAAACAAUGGAGGAAUAUGCUAGGGAAGUGGAAAAGCUAUCUUACAAGUUAUUGGAGUUGAUUUCAUUGAGCUUAGGCUUACCUGGUGACAAAUUCCAUGACUGCUUCAAGAACCAACUAAGCCUAAUGAGGCUGAAUCGCUAUCCUCCAUGUCCUUUUCCUGAUUUGGCACUUGGUAUUGGUCCUCACAAGGAUCCUAGUGCUUUGACUGUGCUUGCACAAGAUGAAAUUGGAGGCUUACAAGUUCAAACAAAAUCACUUGGUGAUUGGAUUCCUGUUAAACCUAUUCCUGGUGCACUCAUCAUUAAUUUAGGUGAUAUUGUUCAGAUUUGGAGCAACGACAAGUAUGAUUGUGCUGUACACAGGGUGGUAGUAAACUCACAGAAAGAAAGAUUUUCCUAUCCAUUCUUUCUUUUUCCAGGUCACCAUAUUAUGGUGAAGCCUGCAGAAGAGCUGGUUAGUGAGCAAAAUCCUGCAAAAUAUAAAGCAUUCAAUUUUGGUAAAUACUAUGCUAAUAGAACUCAAAGUGAUUUCAACAAACAAGAGGCUGAGAAUAUCCAAAUUCACGACUUCAAGAUUUUGGAUUAG